ACCAGCAUCUCCGUCAACACUCGAGGAAUUCGCGUUUAUUCGGUGCUGGAGCGAGGUGGACGUUCCAGUGAGGCACUUCAACAGAUAAAGUCCAGAUGUGUGACGGACUUCAUCACUUGGCGACAUCAGGGAGGCUAAAUGUGAGGGAACACCCACCGAAAGAUCUCCAGAGACCAACCUUCUUCUCCCAGCCGGAAAAGACUUCGGCAGUCAGGGCAUCUCCGUAAGGGGCCGCGUCCCGAUCCGUCUCCUCCCCUCACCCCCUUCGGCGAGGCUCGGCGGCCGGACAGAGAAUGAGCGAGCUCGGCGCGCUCUGAGGAGAGAGAGAGAUGCGGCCGUGGACGGGCUCGUGGCGCUGGAUCACGCUGGUGCUGCUGGCAUGGGGCACCCUGCUGUUCUACAUCGGCGGGCACCUGGUGCGAGACAGCGAGCAGCCGGAGCGUUCCAGCCGCGAGCUCUCCAAAAUCCUGGCUAAGCUCGAACGGCUCAAGCAGCAGAACGAGGAGCUGCGGCGGAUGGCCGAGACGCUCAGGUUGCCGGAGGGUCAGGCGGACGUCGGCGCCGGAGCGGCAGGGAAGCUGCGCCGCCUGGAAGAGCAGCUAGUCCGAGCCAAGGAGCAGAUCAACUCGUACCGAAGCCUGCCCGGUGAUGGCCCUGGAAGGAACCAGGAGGAACUCCGGAGGAAGAUUGAGAAUGGGGUGCGGGAGCUGUGGUACUUUGUGCGCAGUGAGGUGAAGAAAUUGGGUCACGUGGAGACCGUAGAGCUGCAAAAACACAUCGACGUGCUGCUGCAGGACCUGGGCCACCAGGAAAGGUCCAUCAUGACAGAUUUGUACCAUCUGAGCCAGGCAGACGGAGCUGGAGACUGGAGAGAGAAAGAGGCCAACGACCUCACGAACCUGGUACAAAACAGGAUCACUUAUCUCCAGAACCCGCCAGACUGCAGCAAGGCCCGGAAGCUGGUGUGCAACAUCAAUAAGGGCUGCGGUUACGGAUGCCAGCUGCAUCACGUGGUCUACUGCUUCAUGAUCGCCUACGGCACCCAGCGCACGCUCAUCCUGGAAUCGCAGAACUGGCGCUACGCCACCGGCGGCUGGGAGACGGUGUUCAAACCCGUCAGCGAGACCUGCACCGACCGGACCGGGGCCUCCACCGGACACUGGUCAGGCGAAGCUAACGACAAGGACGUGCAAGUGAUCGAGCUGCCCAUCGUAGACAGCCUGCACCCGCGUCCUCCCUACCUGCCGCUGGCCAUCCCCGAGGAUCUGUCCGAGCGCCUGCAGCGUCUGCACGGAGACCCCUCCGUCUGGUGGGUCUCCCAGUUCGUCAAGUACCUGGUGCGACCGCAGGCCUGGCUGGAGAAGGAGAUGCAGGAGGCCACCAGCAGGCUGGGCUUCAAACAUCCCAUCAUAGGAGUGCACGUGCGCCGGACGGAUAAGGUGGGCACCGAGGCGGCGUUCCACCCCAUAGAGGAGUACAUGCAGCACGUGGAGGACCAGUUCCAGAUCCUGGCACGCCGCACGCACGUGGACAAGAAGCGCGUCUACCUGGCCACCGAUGACCCCUCGCUGCUGCAGGAGGCCAAGUCCAAGUACCCCGAUUACGAGUUCAUCAGCGAUAACUCCAUCUCCUGGUCGGCCGGUCUGCACAACCGCUACACCGAGAACUCGCUAAGAGGAGUCAUCCUCGACAUCCAUUUCCUGUCCCGGACCAACUACCUGGUCUGCACCUUCUCCUCGCAGGUGUGCCGCGUGGCCUACGAGAUCAUGCAGACCCUGCACCCGGACGCCUCCUCCUACUUCCACUCGCUGGACGACAUCUACUACUUCGGCGGCCAGAACGCGCACAACCAGGUGGCCAUCUACGCCCACCGUCCGCGAGGCCAGGGAGAGAUCGCGCUGGAGCCCGGGGACGUCGUGGGCGUGGCCGGGAACCACUGGGACGGCUACUCCAAAGGCAUGAACCGCAAGAGCGGCCAGACGGGGCUGUAUCCGUCGUACAAGGUGAAGGAGAAGAUCGAGACCGUGAAGUAUCCAACGUACCAGGAGGCCGACAAGCUGCUCAACAAGGAGUAGAGAGGACGACCCGGCGAGAGGCGAGAAGGACGCCUGGACCUCCUGGAUUGAAAUGCACUUUGUGUGUGUGUGUGUGUGUGUGUGUGUGUUAAUGUGUGUGCAUUGUGUGUGUCUGGAAAGGGGGCAUUAUUUACAGGGUCUGGCAACCUAACCCUGGCACUUGAACAUAACGCGGCUCGCAGGAGAGACCCGACAAGCUAAAUACGGACAGGAGCAAACAGGAACUGCAGGUACCUCCCUAUGGAAAGUCCGACUGAACUUUUUCAAAAGGGGAAUUGAACAAAGAACCUUUUGUUUUAUUUAAGAUUUAAAAAAUGGAAAAAAAGGAAACACUCCAGACUGCCUCUCAAACUUGAACUCCCGACUCGAACUCACGCGCUUUUACUUCUGUACGUAUCCUUUAAGUAGCCUCGCACUCCAGUCCUCAUUUUUUACGCUCUGAAUACGGACGUGCCACGUGUGUGGCGCACGGGCACACUCCACCACCCGCUUCUUCGCUUUUACUCCCUCUACCUGCCGUCCAUGCUUAAAAAACCAUGCCUUUUUUUAACGUGCUAUGUCACAUGACAUUGUGUGUGUGUGUGUGUGUGUGUGUGUGUAUGUUUCUCUGUGUGUGUGUGUGUGUGCGUGUGUGUCGAGUGCCCCUAGAAGAACAGCCGACGUCUCUCAAGGUUGCGCAACCAUCACUCCUCCACCACUCCAAGGCCUUACGCUGCUCCGUAUUGGCGAUUCCACAACUUGUGUUUUUAACGGACGCUUCAACGUUCGAUGUACAUUCUCGGGGUUAAAACGGGGGGUGGGGGGAGGGGGUGGGAUGAGUCAAUAAUUCUGAAAUAAAUCUGAGCAUUAUGAUACUAAUAUUACGGCAACAUUAAGGACGGUGCUGACGAUGGAGUAUUAAUUUAACGCCGUUACUCUGUGGAAGAAUCUCACUUUUUAUGUUCACGCGGGCAUUGCCUUUAGGAAGCAGAUCGAAUAAACCUGAUCGGCUCUCAUGAA
Molecule: messenger RNA, 3074 nt
Organism: Trichomycterus rosablanca
Lineage: Eukaryota; Metazoa; Chordata; Actinopteri; Siluriformes; Trichomycteridae
Gene: fut8a
Product: fucosyltransferase 8a (alpha (1,6) fucosyltransferase)
Exons: 11
Coding region: 330-2075 (581 amino acids)
Biological process (GO): protein N-linked glycosylation
Cellular component (GO): Golgi cisterna membrane
Molecular function (GO): glycoprotein 6-alpha-L-fucosyltransferase activity; protein binding
Source: RefSeq, a predicted model, not a curated record